AUGGGUCCUCGUCGCGCGCCGCCGCGCGCGCUUCCGCGCUCGCUCGCGCUCCUCCUCCUCCUCCUCCUCCUCCUCGGCGUCUUCCCGCGUCCCGCGCGCGCGCUGCGGCCGAACGCGCUGCGACCGAGGCUCCGCGCGUCGCCGCGGAACGCGCGAGCGCACCUCGCGCGUCGCGUCCGCGCCCUCGACGCCAUCGCGUCGACGGAGGAGGACGCGCCUCCGCCGCGCCCGCCGCCGCCGGCGAGGUUCCUCGCGCAGCGGCUGGACCACAACGACCCCGCGGAGUCGCGGACGUGGCGGCAGCGGUACUUCCUAAACGACGCGUGGUUCCUGAACGACGCGCGGCCGAGACGGCGACGGCGUCUCGGCGAGGAGGAGGAUGGAGAUGGCGAGCAGGACGCGUCGGCGUCGGACGCGACGGAGGACGCGAAGAACACGUCGGCGACCGCCGCCGCGCGCGCCUCCCCGGCGAUCGUGUUCCUGUGCGUCGGCGGCGAAGGCCCGGCGCUGCGCGCGACCGUCGUCACGAUCGGCGACGCGCACUGCGCGCUCGCGGUCGAGACGGCGAGGCGACGGAACGCGCUCGUGGUCGCGCUCGAGCACCGCUUCUACGGCGCGUCGCAGCCCACCGGAGACUUAUCGACGGCGUCGCUCAGGAGGUACCUCUCGUCGUCGCAAGCGCUCGGGGACAUCGCGCACUUCGUGACGCGCGUGAACGAGAUGUACGGACUUUUCGGCGACGACGUGCGCUGGAUCGCGUUCGGAGGCAGCUACCCGGGCGUGCUGGCGUCGUGGUCGCGGCUCAAGGCGCGUUAG
This is a messenger RNA of Micromonas pusilla CCMP1545, 816 nucleotides long. RefSeq lists its product as uncharacterized. The record is from RefSeq and is a predicted model, not a curated record. NCBI's taxonomy places the organism in Eukaryota, Viridiplantae, Chlorophyta, Mamiellophyceae, Mamiellales, Mamiellaceae. Gene Ontology annotation, biological process: proteolysis. The coding region runs from base 1 to 816 and encodes 271 amino acids. The transcript has 2 exons. Gene Ontology annotation, molecular function: serine-type exopeptidase activity; dipeptidyl-peptidase activity.